Messenger RNA from Erpetoichthys calabaricus (reedfish), 5536 nucleotides. RefSeq names its product zinc finger protein 414 (gene znf414). The transcript is spliced from 9 exons. The record is from RefSeq and is a predicted model, not a curated record. Bases 480 to 1511 code for a protein of 343 amino acids. Lineage: Eukaryota; Metazoa; Chordata; Cladistia; Polypteriformes; Polypteridae.
UGACGUCUCGCGACAGCAGCGUUCCAAAAUGUCGUCCACGUAUUCUUUGAACGACUAGGAGGUUGGUGUCCAGUGUUUGUUGACGUUUUUUGUCUUGGAUUGUGAGUUCCAUAUUCCGCACGUACUUUGAAUACAAACUCCCGUCUUAUUUGGCUCCUCCGUUUCCAGAUUUCUUUGGAAACAGGGAUCGCAAAUCCAAAUUCCAAAGUAGCUGUUAAAGUUGAUGGACCCUAAAUGCAGGGUGAAAAUGGCGUCUGCAGAACCUGAAAUGCUUAAAAUUAAUGUGCUGUCACUUAAAGGACACCCGAAGUUCUGAACAUUGUGGCUCCUGAAUGAAUGUGGAAAACUUAUGAACUACGCUUGAAGCUGCCAGGCUCUCCUGUCUUUUACUGAAACUCUUGCCGACUUUAGCAGCCAUCACAUCAUUUUUGGCUACUGGAUUUUCUUACCAUGUGCCUGGUGCCCAGGCUGGCAUCAAAAUGUCAGAAUUAUCAACAAGUGCGAAGAGAACGUUGCAGCCUACUGAUGUUAUGCAAGGAAGAAUAUUCAGGUGCACAUUCACUGGCUGCAGACAAACCUUCCAGGACCAUGAGGAACUGAAGAAUCAUGCAGAAAGCCACAUCUUCGUGCAGUCCUUGCCAGGUAAACUGUUUAACUGCUGUUCUCCUAACUGCAUGGCAGCAUUUUCCAGCAUGCAGCAGCUUAUGGACCACAUGCGACAACACUACAAACCCAACCGAUACUUUCUGUGCGAAAAUUGCAGGUUGAGGGUUCGAACACACAGAGCUCUCUUCAAACACCUCCACAUCUGCUCAAAAGUUAUUAAACAAAGAACACCUCAGAAGCUUGAGAAAGCAAAAUCAGGCACACUUUCCUGUGAACCACCAAAACUGGCAAACAUCAUCCAGCAUCUGGAUAAAGACCCUGUCUCGGCCUCCAACAUGGUCCAGUCUCCUGUCAGUCCAGCUUCCUUUCAAGCCGCAACCUCCUCGGCGGUCCUGCCCUGUAGCUUACCGAGCCUCACUACUGCUUUUGAUGCAGUUCCUCUGGUCAGCUCUGCCUCAAACUCUUUCCAGAUGCUUGGGCCCUCUCUGUUUGCGCCCGCACCCAUGCGCUUUACAGGCCAGGCCCAGAACACAUCAAUUUCCCCAAACCUGCUGCCGUAUGUGCAGGCUUCUGCCUACUCUCUCCCCCAGACAGCUGCACAACAGCGUCUCCGACCGUACGUUCCAAACCAGGGAGGCCUUCCAAUAUCCAAUGCUGUAUGGAAGAAAAAUCAAGGGCAGUCUUUCAACAGCCGUAUAGUCUGGGAGCACACAAGAGGGCGCUAUAACUGCCUGCAGUGCACGCACUCCACACCGUCUCGUGAGGAGAUGACUCAGCAUGUUGAAGAACACCGAAAGAGCUCCAGCGGGCGCCUGUCAAGUGACAUGGAGUUUGGAGUCGGCCUCCCCUCGUUUCACUCAAAGCUGACACCGGAAAUGGAGAGCUCCCUGUUUUCUCAGCUAUGACAGCUUCUCAGCAGGGGAUCUGUGCUUUACAGUUAAUGAUGGACAAACAUGCUCUAAAAUUGAUCUCCAGUGUCUAUUGGGAUUAGAGGUUGGGCUUCUGGAUUCUACUUUUCAAUGGUAUUCAUAAUUGGAAAUGGGCAGCGUUGGUUCGGCUUGAUUCCUUUGUGGUUUAACUGCAUGAUGGAAAGAAGAACUUCAGAAUUAUUUUCAAGUUGGAAGUUGUCUUCUGCAUAUCAGGUUAUACAGACAGAAAAGUCUGUAUAGCUGUUUAGUUUUCUUAAUUAACCAUUAUUCUGUAUUUUAAUUAUUUAUAAUUCAGAUUAACAGUUUGAACACUUUUUCCAUGCGUGCCCAGGUCCCCGUAGCCUAUUAUAGUAGAAGAGGAGUCAAGCAGAGUAGAGUGAACCUGCUAGGUCACUGGGCUCCUUUGAUGCCAUUCUGGAUCGAGUGAGGUGGGUCAUAAGUGAGCCGCCUCAUGUGUUCUUCUACAUAAAGCCUUUCAGAUUUCCAAUGAUGGACUUUCUUUCUGUAAAAAUGUCCUUACAUUAUGAAAUUGGAAAAAAUACGUGGCUAGCACUUAGCUCUCGGUCAGUCAGGUUGUCUUCUGAGAGAAUUGUUAAAUCCCACACUUAACGUUGCACUAGAGUUCAUCUGUACACUACAGUUUGACAUUUUCAUUCAUCAUUUCUCACAUUGGAUUGUUCAUUUUCUGAAAUCGUUUGUUAUGUUUUGCAGUCAAUGAAGAGCUAUUGUUUCAAUCUUGUUUAUUGAACUUUUGAAUUAUUCACUGUUGUCGUGUUUAAUAUGCUAAACAGAAGAAAUUCGAAUAUGAGAAAUUUACACAAAUGCAUGAGAACUGAGCAGAUGUUUUGUAACAAUUUAGGGCCUUGUGUGUCUAUAGCUUUUGCUACUGUAGGGAAAGCCAAUGCAAAUGGAACAUGGAAUGGAUUCUAGGACAGGCUCCCCUCACUCCACCAGGCUUGCAUUGGAUUUAGUGGGGUUGAAGGUGAAGGAAGUAAUACAUAAAAUGUGUUUUUUUUUUAAAGUCACAAGACAAAGCACAAACAUUUUAGGGUAAAAUUUCUACUUUUUUUAAUUGAAAGUGCAUUCACCCACAGACUUAACUUUUGUUCUUUAUAUGAUGAUGUUUGGUUUUCUUUUGAAUAAAUAAAUUGUUUUAUAUUGUCUUGCAGCAAGAAUAAGCCCGCAUGAAUUUACUAAAAACCAAAGGGCUUUCAGAUUUGAGUUGACUUCAACCAGCCGCCUCCCUGCUGAAGUGCCAGCCUGGAGUGCAGGGUAAGGCUUUGCUAACGUCCCGUCUGGAGCACUUCCUGAGAGCUGCUCUCAUUGUGCUGCCUCGACUUGCUUUGAAGUGCAGACAAAGAAACAUUUAAUGAGAAAGAAGGAGAGAGAGUUAGGAAAACGGAGUUAGCUUCUGUUAGGUAAAUUGCAAGAACCUUGUUUCUGUUGUGUGUAAAUGACACCGGGACAAUGCCAGGACUGUAGGGAAUCGGAAGUGAUUGACGCUUUGGUUUUUUUGUGGUCCCCUUUCUCUCUCCAGUCAGAGUUUCCCUUUUAACUGCCCUACUGUAAUGAUGCCCCCAAUUAAAUACAAAGUUGUUGGAGUGAUUAAAGUGGACAGACUUUUGUGUUAGGGGGAUUGGUGAGAGUUUAGUGGAAAAUGAAAUUCUUUGUAUGUUUUUAAAAUAGCCUUUUUCACAUUCCUAUUAAGGCCAGCAUUCAAGUCUAAAUGCUUAAAUAAAAUUUUAAAAAGUAUUUUAGGGCGCCAGCGAGGGUGUUGAUUGGGCCCGAGACCUAAGCAGAGUAUAAUGUAGUUCAGUUUCUUCACCUGGCACAGAUCUAAAACUGGCCUGUGCUUGUGGACAAAUGCAGGGUCAAGAAUCAACCAUAGAAAGCAGCGCAGACAGUAGAAAGUGAUGGCUAAAUGUCUAUCUGAAAAUAAAUCAUUUAUACAAGUUACAUCAGGAUAAUAAUUCUGCAUCACUUUGUUCCAUUUAAGUGGAGAUCACGUUAUCCACUCGCAAUCCUGCCUUUCAAAGGAUGGAGGCGGCAAAUUCACAUCUCUGGAAUGCACGUUACAACUGUUUGCUGGAAGAUGCGUGUGAGCUAUUUAUUUGUUUUUUAUUUUGAUUUAGUGUUUAUUUACUAGUUACGCCAAUUGAAACAGAGCAGAAACUCAAGCAUGGCACACCGGAGUGAGCAUCAUACAUAAUGUGACCGAUGUGGAAAGGAGACAUGGCCACCACACACCUCUUAUGGUUUGGCAGACACCUUUGACCAAGACAAAUUAAAAUGAAAAUGAGGGUAAAGCUAUUUUUUAUUUAUUAGACUUUCUUAGAGCUUUAAGUUAUCUACAGGGUGGUCCAGAUCUAACUGUGCAAUUAUUGCAUUGCCUUGCAUUAAAAGUUGCAUAGUUAGAUCUGGACCACCCUAUAUGUGACUGGACAGGAAAGGAAUGCGAAAUUUAGAAAAUAGAAAUUAUAGGAAAAGAUAGCGAGACAGGAAAAUGUGUGAAAGUACACUUGCAGCAUAUCAGUAAAUAUAUAUAUAUAUAUAUAUGUGUGUGUAUGUACUGUGUGUGUACGUACAGUGUGGGAAAUAAGAUUCUGUCUAUUUCCAUUAAAAUGAAACUACUAUAAAAAUUAGAGACUGUUCAUUUCCCUCACUGUACGUGUGUGUGUGUGUGUGUGUGUAUAUAUAUAUAUAUAUAUAUAUAUAUAUAUAUAUAUAUAUAUAUAUAUAUAUAUAUAUAUAUAUAUAUAUAUAUUAUAUAUGACAUUACAUAUUGUAAGAAAAGUAAAAGCUAAUUAGGUUGAGUUUCUGCUCGUGCCUGUUGGACUAGAAAGGUCACUGGCACAAUCGAUGGCUCCAGGUCCCUGUGCCACCACAAAUGAGUCACUUCAACUGCUGACACCUUGUGGUGUGCACUAAAAGCAUUGUUGAAAUAAAAUGGUGACUGUAGACCAAACACCCUGAAAAACUAUUAAGUGAUUCAGUUAAUGUGAAUGUGAGAUGCUCCCAUUGCACAUCCCAGGAAGGAAGUUAAAUAAGUAGUGGGGAUUAGCAGGAAAGUCUGUGGCGUCAUUGGCACAUACGUAGGUCCAGGGCAUUAUACAUGUGUUGCUGGUCACCUCGAGGGUGAGGAAAUCUCCUCUGCGAGGCUCAUCUGGCGUCAGGAAGGACGAUGUUAAACUAGUCCUGUUCUAUUGUCAACUUGUGGACAUUACCCAUAAAUCAGAUAUAAGAGGGCCAUAUACUGCCUUCUGUGGCCAUGACUUAUGGGACUCAUGUUCACUAUAUAUUUAAAUUAAAGCCUAAUGCACUCACUGCGUGUGCCAUGUAUUGUCAUCCAAGAGCUUCACCAUUUAGUGCAUCAGCAUGUAUUAAAUAUUUGAUAAUAUCAAUAUCCAGCCUGUCCCACUGUAACAGAUGGUUCGUCACCACCUGACGUGGUAGGCCCAUUUUUCGACAUUUGCCAUCACUUUCUAUCUUGCACUGCUCAUGUUCCCAAAAUGUUUUACUGGAAACUCAUCUUGCAAUAAAUGGGGCCAAAAAAAGAAGUGCCCAAUGAAAUAAAGAUGCCCUUGUAGCUGGUUAACUGCGAGUGGGCGGGGUCAGGGUGUCGCUUGUUUUAAUUGGCUCUCUCUAAGUCCCAGCCCAUAUUUGUUUCCUGUCAUGUGCUUUGAUUGCAUGUUCUUCUAAAGGCAUUGUACUUUAAUUUUCCUGUGUGCCCUUAGGACAUCCCAAAAUUUGAUCUAAAGAUCCUGAGUAGGCAGCCAUUACCCCCCAACCCUAAAACAAGCCCUUCUCACUUGGUCCAUUCUUCAGCUCGAUCCUGCACUUUGCCCAUCAAGUUGAUGAAAUCCAGGACUGAAAGUUGGAUUUGGUAAAAGUGAUGAAGGACAUGGCAUAGGGAGGGCAUCUUAAGGAACUCUUGCCACCAAGCACUUGUGUAUUUUAAAGCGAUUACCUUUGUAUUAAACUUUUUUCUGAUGUUUUUUUGA